Messenger RNA from Clunio marinus, 402 nucleotides. NCBI's taxonomy places the organism in Eukaryota, Metazoa, Arthropoda, Insecta, Diptera, Chironomidae. The record is from the annotation of a GenBank genome assembly.
AUGGAAGUUGUGAUUGCUCAUCGAAAGGAAUUUCUAGCAAUAAGGUUGCUGAUGUUGAAACUUUUCGACAAGAAAAUAUUUUUAUGGACUUUAAGAAGAUUGAAAAAAGAAAAAAGUGAGGAAACUUUAGAAGAUUUUUCCAUUAGGAUGUCUCCACGUUUACUUGGCUCUUGGCUGCUUAGGCGUCAUGAAUUAUCAGAGACAGUUCAUUUGUUGUUUAUAAAAGGCUCUCGGCAAAAAAAAAUGAAGUUUCAUCGCAAAGCCGGAAGCUUAGAACGGAUUUGGGCAAAAUGUUUCGAUCUUCCGACAAGCCUAUCUUCCUCCAUGUCAUUUCCUUCUUUGUUUGACAUCAAUUUUUGCUCAUUAUGGAUAUUGAGUUUGACGUUUUGGAAGCUUAAGUAA